Molecule: messenger RNA, 903 nt
Organism: Miscanthus lutarioriparius
Lineage: Eukaryota; Viridiplantae; Streptophyta; Magnoliopsida; Poales; Poaceae
Source: the annotation of a GenBank genome assembly
AUGGCGGAGCCGGGGUCGACGCCCCCGAACGGGUCCGCGCCGGCGACGCCCGGUACGCCGGCACCGCUGUUCUCCGGCGGGCCGCGGGUGGAUUCGCUGUCGUACGAGCGCAAGUCGAUGCCGCGGUGCAAGUGCCUGCCGGCGGUGGAGGGGUGGGGCAUUGCGACGCACACCUGCGUCGUCGAGAUCCCCGCGCCGGACGUCUCGCUCACCCGCAAGCUGGGCGCCGAGUUCGUGGGCACGUUCAUCCUCAUCUUCUUCGCGACGGCGGCGCCGAUCGUGAACCAGAAGUACGGCGGCGCGAUCAGUCCCUUCGGGAACGCGGCGUGCGCGGGGCUGGCGGUGACCAUCAUCAUCCUGUCGACGGGCCACAUCUCCGGGGCGCACCUCAACCCGUCGCUCACCAUCGCGUUCGCGGCGCUGCGCCACUUCCCCUGGCUGCAGGUGCCCGCGUACGUGGCCGUCCAGGUGCUGGGCUCCAUCUGCGCCAGCUUCGCGCUCAAGGGCGUCUUCCACCCGUUCCUCUCCGGCGGCGUCACCGUGCCCGACGUCACCAUCUCCACUGCCCAGGCCUUCUUCACCGAGUUCAUCAUCUCAUUCAACCUCCUCUUCGUCGUUACCGCCGUCGCCACAGACACACGCGCCGUGGGUGAACUCGCCGGAAUCGCAGUCGGAGCGGCCGUAACGCUGAACAUCCUCGUCGCCGGGCCGACGACGGGCGGGUCCAUGAACCCGGUGAGGACGCUGGGUCCGGCGGUGGCGGCGGGGAACUACCGGCAGCUGUGGAUCUACCUGCUGGCCCCGACGCUGGGCGCGUUGGCGGGGGCCGGCGUGUACACGGCGGUGAAGCUCAGGGACGAGAACGGCGAGACGCCGCGCACGCAGCGCAGCUUCCGCCGCUGA